Messenger RNA from Salvia miltiorrhiza (redroot sage), 774 nucleotides. RefSeq lists its product as uncharacterized. Bases 1 to 774 code for a protein of 257 amino acids. NCBI's taxonomy places the organism in Eukaryota, Viridiplantae, Streptophyta, Magnoliopsida, Lamiales, Lamiaceae. The transcript has a single exon. The record is from RefSeq and is a predicted model, not a curated record.
AUGGCAAGAAACCGCAAUGCUAACCGCAACCAAGAAGAGCUGGAACAACUGGCACUCGAACGGAUGGACAACUUAAUCGAAAGUUUCCAAAAAAAGAAGCCCCCAACUUACAAUGGAACGGGGAAGCCUGAUGAUGCUGAAGAAUGGAUACGCGGGAUUGAAAAAGUCUUCGGGCGCAUGCGCUGCAGUACACAUGAGAAGGUGGUCUGUGCCACCUACCAGCUCGAGGGAGAAGCAGAUCUAUGGUGGGAAUCCGUGCGACGCACCCUCACCAAUGAGGCAUUUGAGGCCAUGACAUGGGAUGAGUUCAAAGAAGCAUACCUCACAAGGUACAUUACACUAAGCUUUCGACACAAAAGAGAAAAUGAAGUUUGGAAACUGCGUCAGGGAAAUUGCUCCGUUGAGGAAUACGAUCGUGCAUUCAAUCAGCUAGCGCGUUAUGCACCAGCCCACGUUAACACAGAUGCCAAAAGGGCAGAACGGUUUAGACAAGGGUUACGCCCUGAGAUAGGUGUGCCCCUGUCCAUACACGAUACGCUCACUUAUGCCCAGGCCUUGAGUAAGGCUUUGAACGCAGAAGCUCAGCUCCCUAAGGAAGAGAGAUGGCAAGAGAAAAGGAAGUGGGAAGGGCCUCAGGGCCAGUCUUCAAAUCAAAAUUCAAAGGAAAAAAAACCUUGGGCUGGAUCCAACCAACCAAACUAUCAGAAGCCCCAAGUACCUAGGCCAACUUGCCCGAAGUGCAAGAACACUUUGGGGAAUGCAGGCAAGGGAUGA